Molecule: messenger RNA, 1428 nt
Organism: Lodderomyces beijingensis
Lineage: Eukaryota; Fungi; Ascomycota; Pichiomycetes; Serinales; Debaryomycetaceae
Source: the annotation of a GenBank genome assembly
AUGAAGAAAAAACUACUGUCAUUAGAGUUAAAUGCUGUGAAGAUCAACAAUAUAUAUCAGUCAUCACAAGUCAACCCCAACUACUCAUCUUCUAAUUUAUCCAAAAUAAACCAAAAUGGCAAUCCAUUUUAUAGUCACAACGGCUCCACUGUUUCGAUCAACUCGAUCCCUUCAACGCCGUAUGACGACUUUGGCUCGCCGUCGCCGCCUUUAAUGUCCCAUCCUUCAUCAUACAUUUCUUUGAAAAAUCUGUAUUUAUUAUCACCACCCUAUUCAGAAACUACUUCGCCUGAAUUGAAACCGCACUAUAACGAUACUGGUCGUGAUCAGGAUCACGAUGUGGAAAUUGGACUAGGAAUUAGGAUUGAUUCUGAAGAUAAUCUGAAUUCCUCUACUACUAUUGCUGCCACCUGUGUGUCAAGGUUGAAAUCGAUCUUACCACCCAUAAACUACAAGAUUUGUUCAUUAUGUCUAGCUUGGUACUUUUGUUCAAUCAUCUCCUCGAAUUCAAUCAAGUUGGUAUUGAACAAUUUUAAAUACCCAGUCACUUUAACUCAAUUUCAAUUUCUCAUCAAUGCCUUGUUGAGUUUACUUGUCUUGUCCAUUGCUGAGAGUGGUGUUGGUCAAAAGUUAAUUCCUAGAGAAACUUUGCCAGAAAACACAUCAUUCAGCCUGUUUUUGAGACCAAACAAGUAUGUCAUUGCGGCUACUGUUCCAAUGGGCUGUUUUCAAUUCAUUGGUCAUUUAACGAGCCACAAGGCCACUUCAAUCAUCCCCGUUUCCCUCGUGCAUACAAUCAAGGCGUUGAGUCCCAUCAUGACGGUUUUGAUUUAUCGCUUCGCGUUCAAAAAGCAAUACAAAAAGCAAACAUACAUUAUACUUUUACCCUUGAUCUUUGGGAUCAUGAUGACUUGUUAUAAACCAAAUAACAAAGUCAAUGCCGCUUCCAGUGGAUAUUUAUCGGGACUCAUUUUUGCAUUCAUUUCCAUGGUGAUCUUUGUUAGUCAAAACAUCUUUGCCAAGGCCAAGUUAUCGCCCACCACAUCGGCAACCAAAUUGGACAAUCUAACCAUCCUUUGCUACUGCUCGAUUGUUGGGUUUGUUUUGACGUCGCCCAUUUAUUUGGCGUCAGAAGUGUUUAACCAAAAAGUAUCACUCAAACAAUUGGACCUCACCGUCAUCUCCCUCGUCCUCAUCAAUGGCCUCAGUCAUUUCAUUCAGUCACUAUUAGCAUUUCAAAUUCUUAGACUAUUAUCACCAAUUGAUUACUCAAUUGCCAACAUCUUGAAGAGAAUCUUUAUCAUUUUAAUUUCGUUCGUUUGGGAGCUGAAGCAGUUUACUUCUUUACAAACCUGUGGUCUCGCUUUAACCUUGUUUGGGUUAUACUGCUACGAUAGAUGGGGCACGCAACGUUCAAAAGUUUUGUAG